Molecule: messenger RNA, 570 nt
Organism: Vicia faba (fava bean)
Lineage: Eukaryota; Viridiplantae; Streptophyta; Magnoliopsida; Fabales; Fabaceae
Source: the annotation of a GenBank genome assembly
AUGGCGGUACUCCCACUAGUAAAGCUAGGAACACUAGUUUUGAAAACAGCUUGCAAACCCAUCGCCAAUAGGCUCAAAAAAGAAGCUGGAUAUCACCCUAAGUUUCGCAAUUUCAUCAUCAGCAUUGCACAGACCAAUCACAGGUUUACCACGAGAAUUCAGAGACGCAUUUAUGGUCAAGCUACUGAUCUUGCAAUUCGUCCUCUCAAUGAAGAGAAGGCUGUUCAAGCUGCUGCUGAUCUCCUUGGAGAAUUCUUCGUCUUCACUUCUUACUUCUUAGGUGCUAUAUGUGGAAGUGGGAUUAAGUUUAAGGUUGCAGGAGCUGCUGUAAUCUUUGAGGUGCAAAGAAGUUCUAGAUCAGAGGCAAGAAAGGAAGAACAACGCAGACGUGAAAUACAGGCAAUUAAGACUAGAAGUGAAGAGUUGGGCAUGGAAAUUGAAGUUCUUGCACAAAAACUUGAAGAGCUGGAACAACUUGCUAAAGGACAGGGACUUGCUAGAGUUCUUAACUUCAGGCAAGCCAAUGCCGGGGAAGAUAAAAAUUCAAAAUCACCUUCGGACAAAAUCUAA